CCUCUGGGCAAAGGCUGAGCGAGCACUGAGAGACAGCUGAGAAUUAGAGAGAGAGAGAGUGGAAGAGGGAGAGAGAGCAGUGAAGUGGAAAUAUGGGUGAGCAUCAGAGGAAGACAGAAAUAGAGCGAUAAAGCAGUGAAGUAGGCAGAGGCAGUGAGCGGAGGAGGAGAGUCUUUCUCUGGCGCUGAUGCUUCAUGCAGACCAGCUUAUUUCUGCUAGCAGGGAGCUCUGGUGUGUGGAUGUGAGAACCUUGUGGAUUUGCUCCAGUCUCAGUAGAAUUCAUUGCACCAGGAUCCAAAACAACAGACAGAGGAUGCGACCGUGGCUGGAUGCUAGCAUCCAUGUGGGCCUGUGACGUCUGCACCUCUGUGGCUACCUUCUUCAUCAUAAGGAUGCUUCCAGCAGCACUGACCCAGAUUGUGGAGCUCUCCACUGUGCUCUGCUCCUCCGGUGGUCUCUGAAUGUGAUGUGCGAGAGGAAUGAUCUGCACCUCCUCUACUGACAUCUGUCUCUGUGGAUACUCACAGCUUCCGACAGGCGACGCCAGCAACUGAUCCAUCACAGUAACCCUCAGCUGGAGAACACACAGCACCUGGCCGUGGGGAGAGGGGGGUCUCAGCAGGGGGGCCGGCAGAUGGUGACACUGCAGCAGCACUUCUCCAGCAUGGAGGAGACGGUGCGGACGCUCCUACAGAACCAGGACUCACUGGAGGGGCCCAAAGUGGACCCGCUGGACCUGAUGAAAGCCUACAAGGACAAACUCCUGGAGGAGAUGUGGAAGCAGCAGGACAGCCUGGAGGGUCCAUCCGCCCCCCCCGCAGAGAGGCCUGCUGAGUCGGAGGCCGGCGGAGGGUCGGAGGACAGCAACCCCUUGCUGCAGCGCCUCAGAGCCCUGGAGGCUGAAAACUCUGCUCUGUCCAUGGAGAACGACACUCAGAGGAAGCAGUAUGAACGCUGUCUCGAUGAGGUGGCCAACCAGGUGGUCCAGGCACUGCUCACACAGAAGGACUUGAAAGAAGAGUGUGUGAAGCUGCGGACCCGUGUGUUUGACUUGGAGCAGCAAAACCGCAUACUGAGUGUUCUGUUUCAACAACGUGUCAAGAUGUCCACGGCUCCUGUCUCCCAGGAGGUCCAAAGGAAUGGAAAAGCGGGUGUUCCUGCAGGGCGGUGGCCUAGCCUGCUGAGUCUCACCUGCCCGCGCAGCAGCGGCAGCAGUGGCAGUGAGCUGUCUCUGUCCAGUGCUUGUAGUGAAUACUCCAGUGGCUCCCACACCUGGGCGGAGGGGCGGGGAUUCUCCAAACAGUGUGCCACAAGCCGGGACAAAAGGAUGAGCACGGGUUCAGUUUCAAGUAAUCACUCUGCACCCAUCGAGCAGACAGACCUGGGAUGGAAGGAAGGCCACAUUCUGAAAGGCCUAAAGCAUCUCCAGAUGUGCAGCUCCAAAGAGGCAUCCUCAGCUGCAACUGUGCAACACUGCAAAGACUGCAUGAUCUCCAACGAGGGCAUAUACUCAUUUGGUUUCAAGUGUGGCCAACAAGGGAGUACUGCCAAGCAGGUAGCCCCUACAAAUCAACCUUUGAAGGCUGGAGCAGGGACUGCUGCCCUCGACUCUGAUGAUGCAGAUGAUGACUCAACUAAAUUACAAAGUUGUCAAUCCCAUGACCAACCAACAAGAGAGCUUGUUUGCUUGGAUAAACUGGAUGUAGCAAGAGAUAAUGACAACAAUUUCCAAGAAGAACCUGUAAAACUUGCAGGGGAUUCUGGUCCUUUUCCUUCCCCUGUCACAGACAACUUCUUAUUUUUGGACGACCCCACAGUAAAACCUGGCAUAAGCCCAACCACUAGCUUCACGCAUUUGGAAGAAAAAAACAAAGACUCAAUAGAAAAACAAAAACCUUCAGGCAUGAAGUUAAGUGACAAAAACAAUAACCAGGAAAGGUCUACUGACCGUAAAUCCAGACUUGAUCAUGUCAAAAAACAACAGAGUAGACUUGUACUUACACAAGUUGAAGCUGGGAAGAAUGAAGUGAGCUCUUCUAUUCAGCAUUUUGCAACUAAAGCUCUGAGCUGUGUGAACGUAGCCAGACAGCGUAGCUCCUCUAUGGAGGUUCCUCACUGCAGAGACCAUGCAAAUCAAGCUGGCUGUGAAAACCAGAACCACACCAUCUCAGAAUCUUCACAGAGGAAACCCAAACCUCAGCUUUGUGACUCCGCAAGAAAGGCUUUUAUUCUGCGGAGCAAGAGUGCGGAUGGAGGGAAAGAACAAACUAAGCAAACACAUUCACCUCUCCACCAGAAGCUUAUUAAGGGCCACAGGUCCAAAGGACAAUCAAACCCUCCUGGACACAGUGUUCCUAGCAAAAGGACAGAUCUCAGCAAUACAAAUUCUUCGAGCAAGGGAUCCCUAUGUCAAGAUGAGAAAGAGGAGGAAGUUGCGGUAUCAGCAAAUUCCAAGUCUAUAAAGAGUGUGCGCUCUCCGCUUGCUUCCCCUGUGAAACAUUCAAAGGCAUUUAAGCCUCCAGGCAACAAUGAAUGUUCAAAGAGCCCAAAUAAAUCACCUUUGCAAAUCAAUAGACUUCAAUCAAACAAUGAGCCUGUAGAAGAGAGCAUCUAUGACAACUUACCUUGCUCUCCACGAAAACAGCGACGCAAAGACCAGCACUGUGAUAGUACCCGUUCAGAAAUUAGGUCCCCAUUCCUACCGCCACCCCCAGGUCGAACAACUUCUCUAGUCCUUAGGCCAAGUAGUGACAGCUUACUUAAAGCAACAUCUGCAGGUCAGCCUCAAAGCUCUACAACUGGGAAGACAACAUCCAACGUCACGAAGCAACAAUCAAAUAUUUCUUCAAUUUCACAGCUGCAACUAUCCAACACUACAAAGGACAAUCAACAUGCAGCCCCACUAUUGAGCACUGACGGUAAGUCAACGAAGGAUAUUCCUGCCAAAGUUUACCCUACCAACUCAUCCAAGAUGCCCCCUGUCCCAGCUCGAGAGUCUUCAGAGUUAGUCCAGCUCUCUAUGGACAGAACUGCCAUAUGCCAUAUUGAACAUGGUGCUCCCAAUAUAUUUCCAACUCAAAGCAUAUUACAGAGAUCCCAACAGAGCAUUAGUGAGCCAAAACUUUCAGAAUUCUUGCCUCAGGCAUAUUCUAAUGUUUACUACCAUGGGGUUGCCAAUAAUCAUCAAGGUCCCAACUCCAAUGCUGUCAAAAUGGCUCUUCCUGCUAAUGCUAGAUCUCAUGAGGCUAUUGCUGGACAGGAAACUGGUACCUUCCUAUCUUUUGGAAGACAUAACAAAGAUGACAUUAACUCUACUGCAAAAAGUAUCCAUACCUUUCAGACUUUUACAUGUGAUCCCCAGAUGAAACAUGAAUGUGGAGCUCAUGAUAAAGUCCGGCGGAAGAUUGAGACCCGCUGUAACUCGCUGGAUUCUGAACCCCCAGUUCAACCUGUUGCCUCAGACAGCGGUGUGAUGUUAGAUUGGGGAUUUGAUGAGGAAGGUUGGCUGUUUAAACGGUCUGUGUCUGUAUCAACCAGACCUCCCCUUAAGCCAGUAAUGGGCAUGAAUGGGGCUAAGGCUCGUAGCCAGAGCUUUGGUGCACGCUACAUGGACAGGCCAAGUUUCAACAGAUCUGGUAAGGUCCGUACCCAGAUCAAAACACACUCAGGGAGCUCCUUGAACUCUCUAAGUGAUGUCCUUCCAGGAAGUAUGAGCUGCUCCAGCAGCUACCAUUGUCCAAUGAACAGAUCUCUUUUAAACAAUUUCUUGAUUGAAGAGGGACUGACAACCCCUUCACAUUUGGGCUCCUCUACUGAAAGACUUCAGAGUCUUAAACACCAACGAGAGCAAGUUAGACGCCUUCAGAUUGAGCAACAGUUUUCGAGCGCCUUUGGCGAGCCAGUUUCUGAAGAACCAGAGGGGCAGAGUACUAUAACAACAAUCGAAGAAAAAGUGAUGCUGGGCAUAGAAGAGAACUUGCACAAGACUCAUGAGCAGGAGAGAACCACUGAAGUGAAACAAAAAUCUGGCUCAACCUUGGCUAAUUGGUUUGGUUUUCGUAAGAGUAAGCUUCCUGCUCCAAGCUGUAAAAAGACUGAUCCACCAAAAGUAAAAGAGGAAAAGAGGGAGCAAAAGAUGACAUCACUUCUGGGAGGAAAGCAGUCAAAGUCUGACAAAAAGAAAGACAGAAGAAAAAGUGAUGGAAAAGAGUGCUCUGUGGGGAUAAGAGAGUCUCAUGAUGCAGUUCGGGCAUGCAUCUCAACGCCAUGCCCAGGAAUGUCCCUGAGUGAGAUACAAGGACACACUGACAUCAUUGGGGACCCGAAGAUGCAGGUGAUGAACAUUAGAGCCGCUAAUGAAAAUGGAUCCACAGUGAAGAGCUCCAACCAGGAUGCUGUAAUAGGUCAGAUUCUUCUAUUCUAUUCUCUGUGCUCAGGCUGCAAGAUGCGGACAUUGGACAGUGGGAUCGGGACCAUCCCCCUUCCUGAAUCCUGCUCCUUCUUCUCCUCCAUCCUGCAACUCCUCCCUAAGUCCUCCUCAACCCCAGACCAGUCCCUCAGUCCUCCCAGUAUCCCCGGCUCCUCCAGCAAGGAUGUGUCUCCUUCCCCUUUACCCCGCUGGAGAAUACCCUCCGGUUUUAAGGACAGCAGCCAUGCAGGGGGGCCAAACUCCUUCUCCAGCUCCUCCAUGACCCAUAUCCACUCAGUGCCUUUCCCCACUGUGGCCUUCCUCCAGCCCAUCCAACCCCAGUCUCAACCCAUUGUGACGUGUUCCAGUGUGUGUGAUACCCAGAGCAGGCUGCCCAGACCCCCCCCAGGUGGGAUGGAACCAAAGAAGUUGACCUAUAUCAAAUCCAAAACCCGAGCCACUUCGAGCCAACAGAAAGAGCAGACAAGACUUCAGCUCGCCAACUAGUUCACAAAGCUGACUGAGUCUACCUGAAGCAACGAAUCAAUCGGAUUUCUCACUCUAACACAUAUGGAGGAUCCCUGAAUCCCAAAGUUUGGACAGUGUGUCUCUGUAUCAGGAUGAAACACUCAGAGCUGGACAACCAGUGAGCUUGGCAUCGAGGGCUUCCACCUGUGCUCAUUGUGGGGCUGAGAUACUGAGUACCAUUUCAGGUGUUUUGGAGGUUUCCAGCUCAUUGACAUCAGCUGUGAGCUGCUGAUAGAGUUUCAUAAUGUACAGCUCUGCUGAGUCACAGGACUGGAGUUAAACAGGCGUGGUUAUUUUACCUGACAUUUUAUUCUCUAUUUUUAACUCUAAGAAGUAACAUUUUGCAAAAACAUCAAAAUGCCAGGCUUCUUUUUUAUUGUUAAUAUGAGUUUAGCUAUUGUAGCCUUUUCAUAGCUCACUAUAAUCAUCAUGUAGACCCCGUUUAAGCUAAUGUUUGACACCAUUAGCAUGUUUACAAUGCAAACAACAUAAGUUGUUAGCUAGCAUAGCUUCCUCUGCUAACUGUUCAACCCAGUCUCGCGGCAUUUCGUGAUAUAGUCACGACAUUUCAUCUAUUGAUUCGUGUUCACCAACCCGGUCGGGUCUUGGAAGACCGGAAGCUGUGUGGUUCAUAAAAACAUGUUCUUACUCAAUAUCAAGCCACGAUUAUUGUUUUUAUUUUUAAAUCGUAUAAUGUCGGACUUUUUUUGCAGUUCGUGAAGAAAAGAAAUAGGGCUCAGAGCCUCAGAAUACUGAAAUCUGUAUGUUGUUGGUGAACACGAAUCAAUAGUUUAAAUGUUGUGACUAUAUCACAAAAUGCCGUGAGACUGGGUUGAAUUGUUGGUGGUUUCUGCCACAAUGCUGAAGGACCGGACAAACUUAACCACUAAACUUAGACAACACACACAUUACUGCAAACUGUUAUAUCUGCUUCUCUAGUGUGGUGGUGAAAACUGUACCUAUAAUAACAAUUGUACAAUAGUUACCAUAUGUGUACAAUCAUUUGACCGACUUACAUGCUUUCAAUACAGCACACACUUAACUGCCAAAAGUAACACAAUGAUCAUUUUACCAUUUUGUGAACCUGAUUAGUUGCUCCAGUGAGGAAGGAGUUCAACAUCUGGCAGCGCCGUGUUUUCAUCAAGUUUGGCCCAAAGAAGACAGAGCAAAUACUAAGCUUAAACAUUGCUGCAGCUUCACAGCUAACAUUUUAGCAAAUAAUGACCCACUUAUGUAUCCAGCAGACAAGAAAAUCCUAUUUCAACUAGUUUUAGCAAAUGUACACAUCCAAUAGAGUCUUUAUCCUGUUAGCUGUUUUGAACACAUUUGGAUGGCUUUAUCUUACUUUGCAUCUGUACAGCCAAAACAAUGAGCUAGGAUAUGAUGAUAUGAAGCUUAAUUUGAUUUCACAUUUGUUUACUCAAAUAAUUGGUAAAUUCAGGCUUAAAAUUGAAAAGUGUUCACAAGUGCAAGAAAUUCACCUCCAGACCUCCAUGUUGGCACCAGCUCUGCUCACUUUGUAGAAUAAUAAUGGAAAUGAAAGACCUGCACCAAAAUCCUGCUCAAGAAAGAUUAGUCAUCAUAUUCAUUCUCCAGCCAAUCACAGUCAAUGUGAAGAUCUAAUCCUGCUUCACAUCUUAUAAAUACCUAAAGCUACUAAAAACUCACACAUAUUUCACUCGUCUUUUUUUCAUGGAACCCGAUAAACUCAACAAACUAUGGUUUCCAUCCUGAAGACCCUAUAUGUACAGCACUAACUACUGAUUGCCAUUCAUGAACUCUUAACCUGACUUAGCAAUGUGAAUCUUUAAAGUGUGCACUAUCUGGUUGGAAACUUUUUUUAUUGUCACAAUGUUAAUAUCAACUUGCAUGCAACCACCCUCUGGACUUAUUCUAACCACAGAUAUCCAUCUUAUAGAGAGAGUUUCAUCACAAGAGGUUUAACUUGGUGUCCACUGCUUUUUUUCCCCACAUUGAAAUCUCUCAUAACAAAAGCAAAGGUCUUCUACACUGAGUCUGAUACGGAGGCCCUGAGAGGAAAGAGAGGAAAAAAUAAUUCUGUUAAUCCAUUUUAUAAGUUUUAUCUAAUUGGUUGUCGCUUCUGUGCUUAUGACUGAAGAACAUUUGGCAAUACAAGGGUUUGUGAAGACAAUCUUUCUUUAUGCCUGGAUUGUAUUCUCCGAAGAGGUGUGGGGAAAGGGUUUUGCGUGGAGUUUUUCGAAAUUACCUUUAUUUCAUCUUUGAAAACAUUUGGGGGAAAAAAUGUGGGCAUGUGAAAGUAAGUUAUUGCUUCUUGUUGAGAUAUUAAUAAAUUAUGGUUAUUAAUGUAUCCCAAUAACAAUCGAAAAUAAAAGAUUUCCAACUUAGAUAGAUUAUACUGGCAAAAUAGUUCACGUAAACAAAGGAGGAACAAAAUUAUAGAUCAGUCUUAGAAAUAUGAUCAGCAGGAUUCGUUUUCCUCUCAGGGCUUCGUGGUCUGACUAUCGAGUCUCAAAUGACGUUAUACAGGUUUCACACUCUGAAAAGAGUGCACAUCACAUCUUGUAAUGAAACUCUUCAAAUGUAAACUGCGUUCUGUAUUUUGUACACGUUUCCACAGUUAUGACAUCAGGACAGUGAGUUGUGCAUGUUACCUUAGUUAGAAAGCACCCGGUAGGCCCAUUGUUGUGCUAGCUCAGGGAAAGUCUAUUUACUGUCUCUGAUAGAUGCUGUGGAUUUAUUAAGUAAACCUCAACUUUAACAUGUUCAGUCAUUGUACUGCAGCCAGUGGACACACCACAUUUCACUGCUUUAAAGAUAUCAAUAUUUUCCUCUUGUUUGUUUUUGUCUGUACAUUUAACCAUAUAAUAUCUCACCAGUUUAUCUCUAUUAUGUAUGCCGUGUCUUUUACUGUAAUGUUAUUGGUGUUUUGAAUGCAUACCGACAUAUUCGACAGUUUUAGCUGCUUUGCGAUGUUUCCCCUCACACCUUCACACGCUCCUUGCAUUUUCAUGCAUAAAUGUUUGCCAAAAUGCAUAUUGCCAAAAUCUGCUCUGAGCUAAUCACAUAUACAGAAUAAUAAAUGCAACUGAAUCUACAUAUCAGACUCGUCAUGGUGACUAUAGCCAUAAUGUUUUGAAACACUGGAGACAGUUUACACUUGAUGUAGAACUAUGGAGCACUGUAAGGUUGCACAAUAUCAUUAGUCAUGUCAUCUUACUCUAUUUACCUCUUAAACCUUUACUCACUUGCUACAUGUCAAUGUUGAAGGUGAUUUUUGUUGAGUUAAAUGAAAUAUGUAGCGUACACAGGUGAGACGAGGCGUUUAUGGAUCAGGGAUUGGCUGUACUGAUACGGGUAGAUGGAGCAUGGUGUCUGUGUUUCUAAAAAGGCUCACAUAAUAAAGAGCCUCACCCUCACAAGAGUAUUGUAUUUUUCUAACAUUUACUCUCAAGCUCAGUAUUUGUAUUCAGCACCAAUGAGUGUAAUUUACCAUUUAUUGCACAUAUUGUUACUCACUAUGACAGGUAUUCUCCCCAAUAAUAACAGUGAUGUUUUUGUGUGACAGUCACCUUACAGUACCAAUUGAGAAUUGUAUAUUACUGAUAUUCUUUGUUUUAUGUAAAAGAUGAAAUAAAAAAUAUAAAAUAAAAUUAACUAUUUCAAUACUUACAUUAAA
Molecule: messenger RNA, 8594 nt
Organism: Gymnodraco acuticeps
Lineage: Eukaryota; Metazoa; Chordata; Actinopteri; Perciformes; Bathydraconidae
Product: nck-associated protein 5-like
Exons: 14
Coding region: 635-4915 (1426 amino acids)
Biological process (GO): microtubule bundle formation; microtubule depolymerization
Cellular component (GO): microtubule plus-end
Source: RefSeq, a predicted model, not a curated record